CUUUUUUCCACUGGUAUUUACACACUUUGCAAAGUUUACAUCAAACUUCUUCAGUCUCACAGUCACUUAAAAGUAGAUUUUCACAAGCUAAGCCCUCUCAAAACAAAGUCAAUCAAGACUCAAGAUGGACCUUAAAUUUUGAACUGUGGUGUUGAAUAUCACUGCUGUGUACAUCUUCCCUGGCUGCAGUGUUUUCUUGAUUAAAGUCAUGUCUGACAUUGUAGCCCAAGCCACUCCAGAACAGCUGGAGCUGUUAGAACAAUCAGAACCACUCAUGACAAACACGAGGAAGCAAUCGCCUGUUCGCCUCAACAAGAGCUGCAUCAAUGAAAGCGAUGAUGAAAUUACAAGUUCACCUGUCUCAACCACCCCCAGAUGUCCACCUGCAGCCCACCAGACUGGUGCUGGGCCAUCCCACUCACACACGGCAGAGCUUCUAGCGGGGGGGAUUCCCAAAAACAGAAAGCGCCCUGGUUCCACUGGUGAUGGACAGAGAGUGACUAUGUUAGGUACAGUUACCAGAGGCAAUGGUGUUGGGCAGCCAGUCGAGGUCCAGCUUGAACUGACAGAAAAUGAAUUUCUGAGACUGACGUCCCAGAAAGAAGAAACAAAGAAGACAAGAAGAUGCGUGUGUCAGAGAAAGGAAGGUUUUCACAUCAUUCUUUGGGGUUUUCUUUGUGUUCCAGUUGCUCUAUUAGUGUCAUUGUGUGUUUCCUUCUACAACGGUUCCAUGACCUGGUACAACUUGAUUAUAUAUUUCAGUGAGGAGAAAUCGCUACCUUACAGGGUAACGUUAUGCCCUUUAAUCAUUUUAUCCUUUCCAUUCACGGUUGGGCUUUCGGCGCUGUGUAUCGCAGUGGUUGCUUGUGUGAUGCAAAUCUCCUGGUCUUGGCUCCGGUGGCAGGCGGAGUUUUACGAUGGGGAGAAGGGCUUCUACGGGUGGUUCUGCAGCAAGGUCGGGCUGCCCAAGUGUUCCCCGUAUGAAGUUGUAGUACUUGAUGACACUACCACGUAAACGUUUAUGUUAACACACUUGUAAUUCAGACAUUUAAUAUGUACUAAAAGCAUGUUAUUUUCAUGUUCCUGACAAGUCAGUUUGAUUUGGUGCUAAUUUGUGUAACUAAUAGCCUAAUAAGUUAAUUUUUUAAACAAUGAGUUAGGGGGGGUUUAAGCAUAAGAAAAAAAAGUUAUUGCUCUAAUUACUCAAAGCUUAUUGAAAGCUGUAUUUGUGUUAUAAGAAGCAAUAUUAUAAAGCAGUAACAGGCCUAUAGCAGCUACAGUUCUGACCAUUGUGUUAAGAAAAUUGCCAACAGACAGUUUGAACUAUCUGUGGGAAAUCAUACAAUGUUAUCAGAGGAUUAUACUGACUACAAUUCUGGCAACAUUGUCAGUUAAUAAAUUCCCAACAUUAUUUGUCCUGUGGUGUAGAUAUAAUUUAUUCAGCUGGCUAAAUCAGUCAGACAGUUAAAAAAAAAAUAUUUUAAUGUAAUUUUAUCAUAUAAAUGAAAUAUACAAAUAUUUUAAUAUAUUUUUGCUUGAAGUCAAAUAUUUUAAACAAGUGGUGUAUAUGAAAUGUCAUUACUAUUAAGGUUUUUGUCAUUAUAAUUUACAAUUGAUCUUUUAAUUUUUUUUGACUGACUUUGUAUCACCUGCUUGAUUCAUUGUAGAUUGUCUGUCUUUGAUUCUACGGGCUUUUAAAAAUCAUUUUGGGGGUUUUCUAUUUCUCAGGAAAAAUGAUUAUACUUCAAUUGUGUGGUUGUCUCUCUUUCAAGAUAGGAUUGUUUGUUUUCCUGUUUCUAUAUUAUAAUCUUUUAUUUCAUUGUCUGUGUCGUUCAUAUUGUCAGUUUCACCUUUUUUUGUAUCAUUUUACUGUUUUUACCUGUUAUAACAAAAAAGUUUUUACACUUAAAAGGAAUUUACCAAUGUAUUUAUAUUAGUUACAGAUUACUUCUAUUAAUGUGAAACGAAUAUUGUUAAAUUUAUUCUUACUAUUUUUUUUGUGUCGAAGUUUGAACUUUUAUGUUUUUUCUAAAUACUCUCAAUAGAUUUCCUUAUAUUGCUUCUAUUUAAAACUCCCUCUUUCAGUCCAUUUGGAUGUUUUUUUAUACUUAGGAUUUUAAGCUAUUAAAUUUUUGUAGUCAAGCUUUCCCAGAUAUUUCAAACUUUGUACCAUUUCGGUAUGAUGGAAAAUGUAUACAGAGAAACUAUAUAAAGAUAUCCUCAUGUUUGCCUUAACGUUUCAAAAACAGCUCAUGGUAUAUUUGUGUUUAAAUCUUACAGUAUGUUGUAUCUCAGUGUAAAAUUGGUGUGCUUCAAGCAGUUUCAUAAGCUAAUUUGGCUGCAUGUGAAAUUAAAGUAUUCAGUCAUACAAUUUAAAUAAGAUGCAGAUGUAAUUUUGUGUUGGGUAAGGAUGAAUAGGUUGUGGUCACUGCUUCAGUGUUUGUUGUCAGCAUAUUUAGGUAAUUGAACUACUAAGUAAUGUUUAAAUGUGCUGGUCACACAAACUCAUAACUCUUUCAUUGAAACAAAUUCACUUUAAUAUAUUUUUUAUUGAAAUAUCAUGUUUCGAAUGUUUUUAGUUCUAUAUUAAAUUUCAUCUCGAUGACUCUGAGAAAUGAAAUAGAAAUGUAUGAAUCUCUUAUUUUACAUAUCUUUAGGAUCUUUUUUUUUUAAAGGUGAGAGUUAUCUCCCCCAUAUGUUUUUUACAUGUUUUCUCCACAAUCCCAUGACUAAAAUAUUUAAAUGGAACCAUGCAAUGCUAAAUGUGAAAAUGUGGUUGUCACUUAAUAAUUUCGUUCAUAUUGUAAUGGGUCUUAAUAUAUUUAGGGUGAAAUAUAAAAACUGCAUUUAAAUAUUUAAAUUAGCUAUUGUUUCUAUUGGCUAAUUUUCUAUCUGAUAUAAAUUGGCAAUACACUAAAAAUGUGCUAAGUGCCUUUAAAUAUUUCCAUCCAUGGCAUACACAAGCAACGCAGCAUAUGUACGUUAUAGUAAAAAAAAUGUGUGUAGUUUUUUUUUGGUAAUUUUAUUUGAAAUGUAAUUAAAACAAAAAUUCAUUUCAUAUCACUAGGCUAUGUACAUGUUAACUUUAAUAUCAACAAUCACGAAUCAUUUUGAAAGAUUUUCCUGUAUAUUUUUUUAAAGAGAUCAAUGUUGUUUGAUGUCAACUAAAAGGCAGCCAUCUUGUUGAUAUCUGAUGGCAAGCAAAACAAACACAUUCCUGUUUCUUUUUCUUUUUUUUGGACAAAGCUUUUAAAUCAAACUCAUUGUGACCAAUCUGUUUACACCUUGUGAUGAUGUAGCAUACACAAUCUGAUAGUGGCAUUUACCACUCUUUAAUAUUUGCCAGACUGCAUUACACCUUGUGAUGAUGUAGCAUACACAAUAUGACAGUGGCAUUUACCACUCUUUAAUAUCUGACAGUGGCAUUUACUACUCUUUAAUAUCUGCCAUACUGCAUUACACCUUUUGCUGAUGUAGCAUACACAAUCUGACAGUGACAUUUACCACUCUUUAAUAUCUGCCAGACUGCAUUACACCUUGUGAUGCUGUAGCAUACACAAUAUAACAGUGGCAUUUACCACUCUUUAAUAUUUGCCAGAAUGCAUUACACCUUGUGAUGAUGUAGCAUACACAAUAUGACAGUGGCAUUUACCACUCUUUAAUAUUUGCCAGACUGCAUUACACUUUGUGAUGAUGUAGCAUACACAGUUUGACAGUGGCAUUUACCAAUCUUUAAUAUUUGCAGACUGCAUUACACAUUGUGAUGAUGUAGCAUACACAAUAUGACAGUGGCACUUACCACUCUUUAAUAUCUGACAGGUGGCAUUACACCUUUUGCUGAUGUAGCAUACACAAUCUGACAGUGGCAUUUACCACUCUUUAAUAUCUGACAGGCUGCAUUACAUCUUGUGAUGAUGUAGCAUACACAAUAUGACAGUGGCAUUUACCACUCUUUAAUAGCUGCCUGGCUGCAGUAUUACUUUCAUGUCUUAUUUAUUUUACUGUUUUCUUUUACUUAAAAAAAAGUCACUUUCAAGUGCAUGUUACAUUCAUCAUCACCGCUAAUUAAUUGUUUUGAUAAAUUAUGAUUUUUUAAAACAAGUCAUUCUAAAAUUUAUUUAUUAUCCAUUUACUGUUUAUUUAUUUAUUUUAAAAUUAUUAUUCCUUUUUAUUUAAUUAUCAUUAUACAUCAUUGUUCAUCCUGAUUUAUUUUUUUAUCAACUAUGUCAUAUAUGUUUUAAAACUUAAAAGAAUUUUGAACUAUUUCUGAUGUACUUUGUGUUUGGUGUUGUAAAAGCUUGUUACCUGAGCCUUCAAGUAGAUUUUUUUAAUUUCCCAUCUUGAAGAUCCUGGAGGUUUUUUAGAUUGUUUUAUGCAUGUACUUGGCUGUGAGCUUUGAUUAAAGAACUGGUUGUCAUUUUUUUAAAUCCACUUUUAUUUUUUAUUUACUUACUUUAAAGAAAAAUUCUUAACUUGUAUUUGGAUUAUUUCAUGUAAAAAAAUAAUUUUUAAUUUUAAUUGUUGUGGAAGUUAAGCUUAAUCUAAUAAGAGAAACAUUGAAUUUUAUUGAAGUUAAAAUUAAUUGUACUUGUAUUAUGUUUUUUGUUUUAAUGUAUAAAAAAUGUUUUCUACUAAGUAGAUGGGGUGGUCGGGUGAUAGAGCUCUCAACUGCCAGCCUGAAUAUUUCUGUCCUGACUCACGACUGUCAGACAUCUUUGAGUUCACCCAGCUCUAAUGGGUACCUGACUCAUGUUAGGGAAAGUAGAGAUGGCUGGGCAUAGUGCUGACCACAUCAUCCUUUCAUAUACUGAGGUCAAGAGACAUGAACUCUACUUCAUCUGCCCUACAUAUUUCUAUGUCUGGAAGGGGAAUAUAACUUUUUACUUUUAGUCAGAAAAAACAAAUAAGUCAAUGAUUAUUAAUCUGGGUUUGAUCAAACUAUAAGAAGGGUUCUAUGAAUAUGCUUAUGAACCUGGUGGGUUUCUGUGCCUCCAAAAAAAAGUUGAGAACCACUGCUGUGUUGUAAUGCCCACCUGACAAACUAAUCAGAUAUGUUGAAUCUACUCUACUAGUCCAAGAAUAUUUUGUGUUUCAGAAGCAGAUGACUUAUUUUUUUUUAUUUGUCCACAAGUUUUAUUGUUUACAAACAUAACUCUAUAGGACUAAACAACAUCACUAUUAAAAUUAUAUUGUUAUUUACAAUACAUAUAUAAUCCUAUCCAGUGAUAUCUAUGAAAUGUUAUCAUUAUUUACAAUAUAUUCGCACACAGAAAUUCUUUAUUAGGACAAUGUCUGACCUAAUUAGUGUUGAUACAAUGUGUUCAUCGUCUAUAUUUGUUCAUGUGUUUGCAAUGCUUUAAGGCACUAAA
Messenger RNA from Physella acuta, 5369 nucleotides. RefSeq names its product transmembrane protein 169-like. Lineage: Eukaryota; Metazoa; Mollusca; Gastropoda; Physidae. The record is from RefSeq and is a predicted model, not a curated record.